Saprolegnia diclina VS20 is the source of this 3545-nucleotide messenger RNA. RefSeq lists its product as hypothetical. Gene Ontology annotation, molecular function: damaged DNA binding; single-stranded DNA binding. Gene Ontology annotation, biological process: double-strand break repair via homologous recombination. The record is from RefSeq and is a predicted model, not a curated record. The transcript is spliced from 17 exons. Gene Ontology annotation, cellular component: site of double-strand break; nucleus; Smc5-Smc6 complex. Bases 1 to 3384 code for a protein of 1127 amino acids. NCBI's taxonomy places the organism in Eukaryota, Oomycota, Saprolegniomycetes, Saprolegniales, Saprolegniaceae.
AUGGCGACGAAGGCGAGGAAACUCCAUGCGACGGACGACCCGCGCCGGGCCGCCAUGCGCAUGACGGCCGACGAAGAUGAGCUCGUGAACCCUUCCGAGGACGAGUACGAGGACGAGGGCGAUGAGAACGAGGACGGGAACAGCGCGGUCGCGAUAAGCCCGAGCCCGAGCCCAGCCGAGCCGGCAACCGCCUCCGAGAUGGGCAUCAUCGAGGAGAUCUACUGCGAGAACUUCAUGUGCCAUCGCCGUAUGUGCAUCCGUCUCUGCCGCAACAUCAACUUCAUCACGGGCGAGAACGGCAGCGGGAAGAGUGCGAUCAUUGCCGCGCUGCAGAUCUGCCUCGGUGCGUCGGCCCGCGCGACCCAUCGCGGCAAGAGCAUCAAGAACCUCAUCCGCAACGGCCACGAUGGCAAUGCAAUCGUGCGCAUCACACUCCUCAACGACGGCACGGACGCGUUCCGCCCCGAGUCGUUUGGGAAGCGCAUCAUGGUCGAGCGCCUCAUCCGUCGCGAUGGCACGGCCGAGUACCGCCUCAAGAACGAGCAUGGCAAGGUCGUCUCGAAGCUCAAGGCGGACCUCGACGCGAUGCUCGACCAUCUCAACAUCCAGAUUGAAAACCCCUGCGCCGUGCUUGACCAAGAGAAUGCCAAGCUCUUCCUCAAAGGCGACCCGACCGACAAGUACAAGUUCUUCUUGCAAUCGACGGAUCUCUACAAGAUGCGCGCCACGUUUGCGAAAGUCGAAGACGAAACGCGCCUGCGGCAGGAAUCGACGCUUGUCCAGGAAGAGCGCAAGCUCAAGACGCUCCUCAAGGCCAAGGAGGAGGCCGAGCGCCUCUACGAAGAAGCCAAGAGUAUUGGCCACUUGAAGGAGGAGCUCGUCGGCCUCAAGCAGUCGCUGGCCUGGUCCUUUGUCAACGCCCAGGAACUCUCGCUCCAAGACGUCCAAGCACAGCUCGACCAAGUCAUGCACUUGCAGCAAGUCGCUGCCGAGAAGGUGCUGCGACGACAACAAGUGGUCGACGCGCGCUCGGCCGAGCAGUCGGCAAAGAACAACGCGCUCCAGGAGGUCGAUGCGCAGAAGGAAGUCUUUCAGCGCCAACAACAAGCGCUCCAGCAAGAGAUCCGCGAGCUGCGGCUGCCCGUCCAGAAGAAGCAUGCGGCCAAGAACGCGAUGGAGCACCAGAUUCGACAGGCGCAAGCACGCUUGAAGCGCAUCGAGCACGAGAAGGAGCAGCGCCGUGCCAAGUACCAACUGUACCUCCGGUCACUUGAGAAGCAGCAAGCGCAGCAAGCCGAAGGCAUCCAGCGCGCCCAGGAACACCUUCAUCGUGUGCAAGCCAAGAAGCGGGAGAUCGAGUCCAAGCCGAUGGAAGAAUUUGCAGCCGAGCUUGACGACGUCGAAGGCCAGUACGUGGCGUGCAGCCAGCAAAAGCGCGAGGCGAGCGGCGAGGUUGAGCGUCUGACCUCGCGCCUACGCGCGCUCGAGUCGCAGAGUCAAAACAAGCUGGUCGCGUUUGGCAACCAGAUUCCCAGACUCCAGCAAGCGAUCCAAGACAAUCUGCACAAGUUCUCGGCGCCGCCGAUUGGGCCGCUUGGCAUGUACUUUAGCCUCAAGCCCGAGCAUCAGCAAUAUGCGGUUGCAGCCGAGGUCGUGCUCAAGAACGUGAUUGGCAGCUAUCUUCUCGCGAACGGCCGGGACAAGAACGUCUUGGACAAUCUCAAGCGGCAGAUGAACGUUCCGCCGAGCCAAGCGAAUAUUUUGAUCGCCAAGCGCACCGGCCGGCGGUACGACAAUGUGCACGUUCCCCGUGGCCCUCUGGGCGAUCAUGCAGUGAUCUCACUCUUGGACAUUGACAACCCGGACGUGUAUAAUGUGCUCGUGGAUGUGGCCAAGAUCGAGUCCAAGUACGUGUACCCGACGCGCAAAGAGGCAGAAGACGCGACGAUGGAGGGGCCGUCCGGGCGACAGCGCUUUGUGCAGGGCGUCUCGGAGGUCUACAUGCCCAGUGGCGACAAGCUUCUCGUGCGCAACGGCAACGUGGCUUACAUUGCUAACAAGGGGCAACGUCACGCACGUAUCUUGUCGCAAGACAAUGCGGGCGAGAUCAACGACAUCAACCACCGUCUCGAGCGCCAGAAGCACGAGCUCCAAGCCCUCUCGCGCGACGAGCACAACCUCCGCGGCAAGCGCGAGCACUUGCGCAAGCAGAUGCAGCAACACACGGUGAGCUUGGACGCGGCCAGCCGUGAGCUCAACCGCGCCGAGAACGACCUCCACGCGCUGCAGCGACAGACGCAGGACCCAAGCGAGAGCAACCUUGGUGAUACUACGGUGCUCGAAGAAGAACAAGCCGAGCUCGAGACGGAGAUCCAGCAGACGAUCACGCAACUGCAACGUCUAGAGAGCGAGCUCACAACAUCAAACCCCGAGCUCCAGCAGAAGGAAGACGACCUUGCACGGGUUCAAAAGGACGCCCGUGGGCUCGACGCGCAGCUUCAAGAGCUCCAGAACGACGUGACGGCGGCGAUGGCAACCUUUUCAAGCGCGACGGCCAAGCUUCUCCGGUCGAAACACGAUCAAAAAGAGGUGGCCAAGCAAGUGGCAGCUCGAUCGGCCGAAGUCGCCGAGCAAGAAGAGCUCGUGUCGACGACGAUGGCGAAAGCCAAAGCGUUUUGUCCCCGAGUGGAAAACUGCACCGAGCCACCCGCGUUUUACAGCCAGCAGAUCAAGGACGUGCAGACACGCAUGGAGCGCGAGAAGCGCAAGUUUGACAACAUGGACCUCGACGAGCUCCACUUGGACAAGGAGGAGAAGACGAUGAAGUAUUUCAAGAAGAACAUCGAGUUUACUCAGUUUGAAGAAAACGUCAACACGGUCGCGACGAUGCUGGCAGCGCGAAAGCGCAAGUGGGAGAACCUCCGCAUUGAGAUUGCCAAUCGCACGUCCAUUGGCUUCAACAAGUUUAUGCAAGCCAAGAACUUUGCCGGGAAGCUCAAAUUUCUGCACGACGAGCAGCGGCUCGACAUCAACAUCAUGGCCAACGAAGCUGGCAAGACCAAGCAGUCGAUGGUCAGCGACAUGAAGCAGCUCUCGGGCGGCGAGCGGAGUUAUACCCAAGUCGCGCUGCUCAUGGCCCUCGGCGAGUGCAUCGAGUCGCCGUUUCGUGUCAUGGACGAGUUCGACGUGUUUAUGGACAGUAUCAACCGCACACACACCCUCCAGCUGCUCGUCGAGACGUCCAAGCAGGCCUCGCGCAAGCAAUUUAUCUUUGUGACCCCCAACGAUCUCAGCUCGGUCAAGGAAGAUGCGAUGGUCAAGAUCCAAAAGCUCAACCCGCCACGCGACCGACUCGACGGACCGAUGGCGAGCCAAACCUCCUAGUUGCUAGCCCUGUACUCGCGCGUCCGAGUCUCUUGAUUUAAACACUUGCGUCCCUCUCCUCGUAGCCACAUGACAACAGACUCGCAGUCUUGUGAAGAAUACCUUGCCUUUCUCAUACAGUCUACGCAUCGGCGGCCUUGGUCGUUGGCUUCUUCUUCUUC